UACAGUGUCGGCGGCCGCGGUGCAUUUCACAUAUGGCGGGAACGGAACGCGGUGCUGCUGCCCAUGCACAUUCACCUCGGUACCUGCUGCUGCUGCUGCUCGUGGAGAGAGAGACGCCGCCGCCGACUCUGUGCACAGUCCGAAAUUGAACGGUGUCCGCACAGUCAACGUUCAUUCAAACUGACAACAUUUUGUUCUACCGUGUGUGUGUGUGUGUGUUCGGGUUAAAAAACAUUUAAAAAAAAAAUUAAUUAAAAUUAAAAAAAAAAAAACCAAACGUUUCUGAAAUUUAAAAAUUUUUUUUUUUUUUUAAUUUAAAUCGCGCUCUUACGGUUUCCCAGGACGGCAACGUUUCUUCUUAUAAUAUAGUUUGUAAAAAUCUGUGCUCGAAUUGAAACAAAAUAAGCUAAAGAAAUUUGAAAAAAAAAAAACACAACACAACAACAUAUAUCCGAAUAAAAAUAAUUUACAUUAUUUUUUUUUUCAACUCAUUUUAACCGAUUGAUAGUUUUUAUGCUUUUUAUUAAAUUUGAACUUUUCAAAGCAGCAGCAGCAGCCAAACACCAACACCGUCCAUACGGAAACGGCCAAGAUGGCCAAGACGAACGGCCAAGACGGCGUCGUCGACGUUCACCGCCGCCGCAGCCGGACCGCCGUCAUCGUCUUGCUGUGACCACCGCCACGGCCAAAAGCAUGACACACCCAACACCGAGGAUGGUGCCUGGGAAACCCGAAUACUUUUUCUUCUCCGCCGCCGUCUUCUUGUACGUGUGCAGUCUGAUGAACGUGACGUCGGCCGGUAUAUGCUGGGCGUCCAUGGGCAAGACCGGUCUGUGCAAGGAUCUCAUAGCAGAACGUGUGUCCAAAGAGACUUGUUGCGAACUUGGUGGAAGUUCGGUUUCCACGUCUUGGAGUCCGGCGGACUUGGACUCGGGAGCGCUGUUUUUCUGGAGAGUUUUGGGCGACGGCGUGCCUUGUACACGGUGCAAAGGAUCGUGUGCCGGAGUGGAAUGCGGUUCUGGAAAAACCUGUGUGAUGCGAUCGGGUUCUCCAAAAUGCAUUUGUUCGCCAAAUUGUAAGCGACACGAUGGACUUAGGGUAAAGGGCCCGGUCUGCGGCACGGACGGCGUGUCGUACAAGUCGUUAUGCCGGUUGAAGAAGAGGUCGUGUAGAACCAGAGACCAGUCUCUAGUUGUGGACUACCACGGAUUAUGUCAAAACUCGUGUGACAAGGUGUCCUGCCCCGGAGGAAAAUAUUGUCUUCAGGACCAAAACUUGAUGCCUCACUGUGUGAAAUGCGCAUCCUACUGUUCGCAGGGCUUAUCUCCGUCCAAGUUGGUCUGCGGUUCUGACGGACGUACAUACCAAAGCGCGUGCCAUUUGCGCGAAGCCGCCUGUCGAAUGGGCAAAGCCAUUCCGAUCGCUUACAAGGGCCGGUGCAAAAAGUCGGCCACGUGCGCCACGGUGAGCUGCAAGAACGGUCAAAAGUGCCUGACCGAGAGCAACACCGGACGUCCGCGUUGCGUCACCUGCGACCUGCCAUGUCCGGAAACGGAGUCGACCAAACGCAGGGAAAACGGCGGCGGACCCAUUUGCGGUUCCAACGAUAAGACUUAUCACUCUUGGUGUCACAUGUUCAUGGACGCGUGCGCCACCGGUUUUGUCAUCGAGACCAAAGCUUCGGGCCCCUGCCACAGGACCACCGGGUCGCCGUACGUUCACCAGCACUUGGAUACCAUCUAUAACAGCAAUUGGAAUUUUUUGAACGCUUCCGACUCUUUGGGCGGUUUGACAAUGAUUUGACCAAGUCGACCACCAAAGCGAACGUGAUAUUCCUCUAGACAAAUUUAAACCGCACAAAAUAUUAUUAUUAUCAUCAUAAUAAUAAUAUUACAACAAAAUUACCAGUUAAAUAACACAAAUCACAAUUCACACACACACACAGCACUUACUUCGUAUGUAUAUUAAUUGUUGUACACUAUGCAAUAUAUUAUUAUUAUUAAUUAAUAAAUUUAUCGUUGAUAUUAUAUUAUUAUAUAUA
Messenger RNA from Adelges cooleyi (spruce gall adelgid), 2041 nucleotides. It is a transcript of the gene Fs, whose product is annotated as follistatin-A. NCBI's taxonomy places the organism in Eukaryota, Metazoa, Arthropoda, Insecta, Hemiptera, Adelgidae. The record is from RefSeq and is a predicted model, not a curated record. The coding region runs from base 514 to 1803 and encodes 429 amino acids. Gene Ontology annotation, molecular function: extracellular matrix binding; calcium ion binding; collagen binding. Gene Ontology annotation, biological process: anatomical structure development. The transcript has 7 exons.